Molecule: messenger RNA, 2755 nt
Organism: Panicum hallii
Lineage: Eukaryota; Viridiplantae; Streptophyta; Magnoliopsida; Poales; Poaceae
Product: pentatricopeptide repeat-containing protein At5g02830, chloroplastic
Exons: 12
Coding region: 64-2523 (819 amino acids)
Molecular function (GO): protein binding
Source: RefSeq, a predicted model, not a curated record
ACCCAAAACCCCUCUGCACAUUCCCCGCUUCCAUCUCCACCGCCACUCCGCCCAUUCCCCGCCAUGGCCUUGGCCAUGACCUCCUCGUCCCCGCAGCCACCGCCCCCCUCCCACCGCGGCCGCCGCCGCCCGCAACCCGCCGCGCCCACGCCCAAUGCCAACCCCAAGCCCAGACCCCGGGCCAAGGCCCUCCCCCUCCUCUCCGACGUCGGCGUCGGCCGCGACCCCGCCGCCAUCAAGUACUACGCCCGCGUCGCCUCCAACCUCGCGGGCGCAGGGCGCCUCCGCGACUUCCUCCUCGCCGCCGAGGGCCUCCGCGCGGCCGCGGGCGACGACCCCAGCUUCGCGGCGCGCAUCAGCGCCCGCCUUCUCUCGCGCGGCGUCGCCGCCGCGGUCCGCGAUCGCGGGCUGCCCCACGUGCUCGAGUUCCUCCGGGACGCCGAGCGCGUGCGCGUCCCCGCGGCCGAGAUGCUCGACGCCGACGCCUCCGACGCAGUCGCGGCCGCCUGCCGGAUGCUGCUGGAGGAGCGACGAAUGGCGGAGUACGUGGAGGUCGUCGAGGCGCUAGCCCGAUAUGGUUUCUAUGUUCAAGGCAUUGUGAAGCCGAUGGAUGUAUUGAAAAUAUUUGUCAAGAAGCGUGACCCAGAUAUGGCCAUAAGGUAUGCACGCAUAUUUCCUAAUUCCCAACUUUUACUCUGCAAUACCAUGGAAGCUUUUGGAAAACGAAAGGAGUUGAAAAAUGCUUUAACGGUCUUUGGAGCUCUGAAGGGUCAGCUUGGUGGCAUAAAUAUGUUUGCAUGCCGAAGUAUAAUAGAUAUAUGCGGCCACUGCGGCUCUUCUGUUCAGGCUCGAAUUAUAUUUGAGGGGCUGCUUGCUGAUAAGAUUACUCCAAAUACUUACGUCUUCAACAGCCUUAUGAACGUGAAUGCUCAUAGUUUGAGCUACAACCUAUCAGUCUACAAGCAUAUGCAAAAUCUUGGUGUGGCUCCUGAUUUGACUUCAUAUAAUAUUCUUCUGAAGACAUGCUGCAAUGCCAGAGAAUUCAACAUGGCUCAAGAAAUUUAUGAGGAAAUGAAGAAAAAGGAGCGAGAUGGUCUUUUAAAGUUAGAUGUUUUCACAUAUAGUACAAUGAUGAAGGUGUUUGCAGAUGCAAAAAUGUGGAAGAUGGCUUCCAACAUCAAAGAGGAUAUGCAAAGGGGUGGUGUUCGUCUUAACCUAGUAACUUGGUCAUCAUUAAUCAAUGCUUAUGCAAAUUCUGGUCUGGUUGAUCGUGCAAUAGAGAUCCUUGAAGAAAUGAUAAGGGAUGGCUGUCAACCUACUGCCCCAUGCUUCAAUAUUAUCCUUACUGCUUGUCUCAAGUCAUGCCAAUAUGAUAGAGCUUUCCGUUUAUUCUAUAGUUGGAAGAAGUCUGGUAUCAAGAUAUCUCUAUCUCCUGAACAGAAAAGAUAUCUUGAUGGUGCCUUUACAUUCUGUAAAGAGUAUCCAAGUAAUGACGGUACUAUAUUGGUGGUUCCAUUCAGGCCAACAGUUACAACAUAUAACAUCUUGAUGAAGGCCUGUGGUACUAAUGCUGAACGUGCGAAGUCUGUAAUGAACGAAAUGAGGCGGAGUGGCCUUUGUCCUGACCUUAUUAGCUGGUCUAUUCUCAUGGAUAUUUACGGAACAUCCCAAAACAGGGAUGGCGCUGUUCAGGCCCUCAGGAGAAUGCAGCGCGUUGGGAUAAAACUUAAUGUCUCUGCAUAUACUGUAGCUAUUAAGGCAUGUGUUGCAAACAAAGAUUUGAAGUUGGCACUGCACUUGUUUGAUGAAAUGAAAACGCACCAACUGAAGCCCAAUUUGGUGACGUACAAAACUCUCCUGACAGCACGUAGCAAUUAUGGAUCAUUACAAGAAGUCCAGCAGUGCUUAGCAAUCUAUCAGGAAAUGAGGAAAGCAGGGUAUCAAGCAAAUGACUACUAUCUCAAGGAAUUAAUAGUAGAAUGGUGUGAAGGGGUUCUGUCUAGUGGGAGUGCUAAUCGAGAUUUUUACAAUUUGGAUCUGCAACCUAAGAGGAAAGAAUCAUUCAACAUUUUUCUUGAGAAGGUCGUAACAGUCUUGCAAAAAGAUGUUGAUCAGAACCAAAUUGUUGAUGUUCGUGGCCUUUCGAAGGUUGAAGCUCGAAUUGUUGUUCUCUCUGUUCUUCGGAAGAUCAAAGAGCAAUACCUCCUAGGAAGAGCAGUCCUGGAUGAUGUGGUUAUCAUCACGGGUCAGGAGAAGACCUCAAGAGCUGAAGUUGAAACUAGUGCAGUCGAUGUUGAGCAUGCAAUAGUUACAGUUUUGACAGAUGACCUGGGCCUUGAAGUUUUGAUUGGACCUGGAAGCCUUCCUCCUGUUUCAGCAAAACUCAAUGCUCCGACUAAAUCUAGAAGCAAUUUAGAGCAAGUAUCAAAAAACUUUACAAGGAGACCACAGGGAAUGAUAAAAAUCACUUUCAACUCGCUGAAUCAUUGGUUGAAGAAGAAAGCAGUGAGGAUUGUACAGUGACAUUUCCUUGAAUUACCAUUUUGGCCCAUUCAUAUACAACCAAAAUUAGCAGUUACUCUAGGAUUGGAUGUACAUAUGAGAGCAGGUAUCCUGGUAUUCCAGGCACACACAACAUAAUUUGUAAAAGGACUUGUUGGCAGCCAAUGGAGUCUUUGACUCUUGCUCAGCAUUAGACUCUUGCCCAGAACAUUCAGAAUUUCAGAUACCUAAACAUCAUGGUUUCUAUUCUGUA